Messenger RNA from Passer domesticus (house sparrow), 1036 nucleotides. RefSeq names its product RAB15, member RAS oncogene family (gene RAB15). The record is from RefSeq and is a predicted model, not a curated record. The transcript has 8 exons. Lineage: Eukaryota; Metazoa; Chordata; Aves; Passeriformes; Passeridae. Bases 227 to 847 code for a protein of 206 amino acids. Gene Ontology annotation, biological process: Rab protein signal transduction. Gene Ontology annotation, molecular function: GTP binding; GTPase activity.
CGCGGCGGCCGCGGCGGCGGGAGCGGGGAAACGGGGAACCGGGAGCAUCGGGGAAGCGGGAGCAGUGGGGAGGCGCAGCACCGGGGAAACGGGAGCAUCGGGGAACCGGGCGACCGGGAAGACCGGGAGGCGCAGCACCGUGGAAACGGGAAGCCAGAGAACCGGGAAUGCCGGGGAAACGGGGAGCCGCGGCACCGGGGAAACGUGAAACCGGGAGCAUCAAGGAAUGGGGAGCAGUGGGGAGGCGCAGCACCGGGUAACCGGGAGCACUGGGAGCCGCAUUACCGGGGAAAAGGGGAACCGGGGAACUGGGAAGCCGUGGGCACCAGGAAACCGUGUGGACUUCAAGAUGAAGACCAUCGAGGUGGAUGGGAUCAAGGUGCGGAUACAGAUCUGGGACACAGCCGGCCAGGAGCGGUACCAGACCAUCACCAAGCAGUACUACCGGCGGGCACAGGGCAUUUUCCUGGUGUACGACAUCAGCAGCGAGCGCUCCUACCAGCACAUCGUGAAGUGGGCCAGCGACGUGGAUGAGUACGCACCCGAUGGCGUCCAGAAAAUCCUCAUCGGGAACAAGGCGGACAAGGAGCACAAGAGGCAAGUGCCCAAAGAGCAAGGGCUGCAGCUGGCCAGGGAAUACGGGAUGGAUUUCUACGAGACCAGUGCCUGCAGCAACCUCAACAUCAAGGAGUCCUUCACACGGCUGACGGAGCUGGUGCUGCAGGCGCACCGCAAGGAGCUGGACGAGCUGCGGGGGCUGCCCCGCGCCCCCACCCUGGUCCGGCUGGAGGAGGACGAGCAGCAGCCCCUGGGGAGCGAGGACACCCCCAAAACCUGCUGGUGUUGAAGGCUGGGACCCCCUGACCCCUCCUCCCUAGGCUGUGUCAGGGGCCGUGAGCCCCAGCUCCUAGAUUCCUGUUAUUCCCUGACUCCCGCUAUUCCCCAACUCUCACCGUCAUUCCCAACCCUGGGGAACAUGCCGUGCCAGGCUGGGAGCAUCCCACAUCCCGCAGGCCCUAGGAUGAGCAGCCGCAGC